AUGUCUCUCUGCGAAAUUGAUCCCUAUCUGAUUUCAUAUCGUGACGUACAUAAGUGUAUUGAUUAUAUAAUCAAUUUGGACGAUGAUAAAAACAGCGUAAUUUUAAUUAUAUCGACUAACAAAUUAUUAUUUCCAUCCGAUGCGUGGAUACAGCAAUGCGCCAAAUUGUCACAAAUAGAGUCAAUUUAUAUUCUCUCUACUUCGACAGAUGUAAAUAGUGAACUAGUCAAUAAAUUAAGCAAAAUACGUGGAAUAUAUACUGAACGAUAUUCGUUAUGCGAUGAAUUAAGUUCGUUACCUAAUAUAAAACGACAACGUCGAGAAAAUUUUCAACGCUUCGAUUUUAUCAUUAGCAGCUGGAAGGAAUUAACUGAUGCUUACACAACACCAGUAACAUCGCCGCAGUCUCAACCUUCAUCAAAUAGGAAUGUGCUCGAAUUUUUGUAUUCAAAAGUUCUUCGAGACGUCCUAAUCGAAGAUGUCGAAACAUCACGAAAUGAUAUGAUUAUCUUCUGUCGACAAAAGUAUGCUGAUAAUCUAGUAGAGUUAAAUCAUGUCGACGAUUUCGACGAAUAUUAUCAAUCUGAAAAUGCUAUAUUUUGGUAUACACGUGAUAUAUUUCUGUAUCGUCUGUUGAACAAGGCUCUUAGAGAUCAAGAUGUUCGAGCUCUUUAUUCUCUAAGAUAUUUUACAAGAGAUCUUCAUCUAAAGCUGAAAGAACGCUAUAACUCUCAUCUAUCACCUUCUCUAGUUUCCUGUACAAAUAGUACAGUGUAUCGUGGACAACUAAUGAAGAACGAAGAAUUUGACAGGAAAAUACGAGAUAAUCUUGGGGGAUUCUUUGCUACAAGCUGUUUUCUAUCGACAACUGAAGAUCGACCCUUAGCACUCGUAUAUGCUGGUAAUAACAAAUCGACUAGAAUGUCUGAAGAACAAUGUGUUCUAUUUGAAAUUCCUAUUGAUAAUAGUAUAGAUAAAUUUUCUUAUGCGAAUAUUGCCAGGGAAAGUGCAUUCGGUGAAGCUGAAAAAGAAGUGCUCUUUACAAUGGGCGUCAUCUUUCGUAUACUAUCAAUUACACAAGAUAGCAAUGAGGAUGUUUGGAUUGUUCAAUUGAAACUAAGCGAUGAAGAAGAUGAACAUUUACACGUAAUUAGUUCAAUAAUAAAGAAAGAUAUGGCGGAUCCUUACAAACCUUUGAUAAAAUUAAUAAAAAUCAUGGGCAGAAUGCAAUAUUUAGACGAUGCAGAACAUUUUUCAUUAGUGGCUAUUGAAGAUAAUUCAAUUAAUUCGGAUUUCAAUUUACUAUCGUUAGUUUACUAUCAACUUGGAGUUACAUAUAAAAGUAAGAAGAACAUUAAUGAAGCAAUUAUAUAUUUCAAAAAAGCACUGAAUACCAAAUUGGAGAAUCAUAUUUCACAUACAGAUUCUUCUCUGUCAAGUUUAUAUACCAAUUUAGGAACUGUAUAUGAAAAUAUUGGUGACUAUGAUCGUGCUCAUACUUAUCAUAAUCUGGCAAUGAAGACUCUUUUAGAUGCUGAAACAAUAAAUCAAGCUGAUCUUGCUAUCAAAUAUAGUAAUAUUGCUUCUAUAUGUCGUAAAAAAGAAUAUUAUUUAGAAGCAUUACAUAACUAUACGACUUGUUUAGACAUUGAAUCUGAAAUAUUACUUAAGGAUGACAAAAAAAAAUUAAUUACCAAAAAUAAUAUUGGUGUUGUGCACAUUCACCUAAAAAAUUUUACGAAAGCCAUCGAAUAUUUUCAAAUGCUUGAGACCGAACAGAUUUUAUCUCAAUAUUCAAGUAGCAAUGUGAACUUAGCAGUGGUAUAUUGGAAUCUGGCUUGUGUAUUUUAUCAACAAAGACACCUUACGGAAGCUUUGAGUUACUGUAGAAAAUGUGAGAAUAUCGUCACUAGCCGAUUAAUCUUUGUACUUCACGAAUCCAAAGCUAAGAUGUGCCAAGAUUGGAUUCAACGUAUUGAAGACGAGCUUUCGAAAGAGCAGUAUCAAAUACGGAAUGGAUACGGACCCAACCCAUGGAUAAUAUGCCAUCCUUAUAUGACGAGUGCCAAUCUUGAAUAA
Molecule: messenger RNA, 2079 nt
Organism: Adineta steineri
Lineage: Eukaryota; Metazoa; Rotifera; Eurotatoria; Adinetida; Adinetidae
Source: the annotation of a GenBank genome assembly